AUGAGGGCGUCAUAUAUUUACGUUUUGUUACUAUCGGCAUUGAUUUCCUCUGAAACUGCUGAUCUAGAGAAAAUAUUAAGCCGUCUUGUAUCAUCUUCGUUUGAGCUUGUAGCAAAACCCAUCACUAAAUUAUUAGAAAAUGAAGUACCACCGGAUAUGAAAGCAAAUGUAGAAACAUUCUUGAAUGAAUUCUCGCAUAAAUUAAAGCGGCUUAUGGAACAAACCCAAGAGGAGUUAUUUAAUCAGAUACCAAAACCCCAGAGAGAAAAUACAAAAAAAGCGAUUGGAUACUUGUCAAUGUAUAUGUCGGGAGCAUUAUCAAAUGCAAUGAGAGUAGUAACAAAAGUAACGAACAAAUCUUUUGAUGAAUUACCGGAUAAUAUUAAAACCAAAUUACUUGACAUAGGAAAUGAUAUUGAUGACUUCUUAAAAAAAAUAAAGGUUGAUUUGAGUGAUACAAAAACAUCACAAAAAACAUCCGAACAGUAA
Molecule: messenger RNA, 489 nt
Organism: Macrosiphum euphorbiae (potato aphid)
Lineage: Eukaryota; Metazoa; Arthropoda; Insecta; Hemiptera; Aphididae
Source: the annotation of a GenBank genome assembly